AUGCAGCGACUUUUCUUUUGUGAGGAAAAGAUGGGUCGCUGCAUGGGAGACGACGUUCCAACUCCGCUUCUCUCCCCUGGCCUUUCACACUUGUUUGUUCCAUGCCCUGUGUACUUGCACCCACUACUUGCACGCGACUCCCCUGUUCAAGCAGCUGAGUUGUUCUCGCCGAAGCGAGAGAUGGACGUCGAGGUCGACGUAAACUCUCGCGUCUAG
Peronospora matthiolae is the source of this 216-nucleotide messenger RNA. The record is from the annotation of a GenBank genome assembly. NCBI's taxonomy places the organism in Eukaryota, Oomycota, Peronosporomycetes, Peronosporales, Peronosporaceae.